AUGACAUUGGAGCAGAAGAAUGAGGGUCCUACAGACUUGAAUUCACCUUAUUUGGCCCUUGAAGAGCAAGUGCAUCCACAUGAGCAUGCUGAGUUAUUUGGUAAGGAGAUCAAGCACCAAUGCAAGAUGAGAAAGAACUCAGGCUGGGAGAAUUCUCCUGAUGAGUUUACCCAUCUCAAAUCACUUUUUUCACCCUCUUUCCCUCACUGUAUCAUCAUCAAAGUCCUCAGUAGAGCAUAA
Cantharellus anzutake is the source of this 240-nucleotide messenger RNA. RefSeq lists its product as uncharacterized. Lineage: Eukaryota; Fungi; Basidiomycota; Agaricomycetes; Cantharellales; Hydnaceae. Bases 1 to 240 code for a protein of 79 amino acids. The record is from RefSeq and is a predicted model, not a curated record. The transcript has 3 exons.